Thelazia callipaeda (thelaziosis nematode) is the source of this 4007-nucleotide messenger RNA. The record is from the annotation of a GenBank genome assembly. NCBI's taxonomy places the organism in Eukaryota, Metazoa, Nematoda, Chromadorea, Rhabditida, Thelaziidae.
AUGCCGUCCUUAGGUCAGAAACGUUUCAAGCCGUCUCCUUGUCCACAUGAUCUGAAACCUAAUGACAAAGUUUUUUAUCUUCCACUCACUAAUGAAGUAUUUACAUCAUAUGAAAACUUCUUUCUGCGACAAAUAUCUCUCAGUUCGAUGAUCUGGACAUGUUCAGUAACUGGGAAAACGGGUUUGACAUUUGAAGAGGCUCUUGAAUCGGAGAAAAGUGCUAAAGAUACCUUAAAAACAUAUCCUUCUUCAUUUGCGAAGCCUCUACUUUAUCUUGUCCACAAAUUGUCUUGUCGUGGUCGAAUGGAGGAUUUAGUCAACGACAUCUAUUAUUUUGUCAAGGAUCAUUAUUUAAUUGGUGAAGAAGUAACACUAGGGUGUGGACGUAGUCGGAAAGACGUUAAAAUAUGGAAAGUGACUUAUGCUGAAGUCCUAAAUGAUACUCUCAAGAAGCCAAAUAAUAAUUCAGAAAAGACGGAUACUUCCGUAAAAAAAGGAGAACUGCUUAUACCAUCUGCUGAGCAUUAUACUUAUGAUGUCAUGGUGCUGAACCCAGAGAAUAAGAGCAUCAUUUAUGAAUUACGAAAUCAGAUCAAGCAUUAUAAUUUGACUCGUAGCAAGUCGUUAUGGGCUCGAAAUAUUUUACGUUUAAUUUUGAAGAGUUCUUGUGUGACAAAUCACGAAAGAUUAGUUGUAAAGGAAGAAUUAGUCCAAAGAUUUGAUCUAGAAAAUAUGACAUGGGAAGAAGUGUUCAAUGGACCUGUUGCUCAGUUUCCGCAAACACCUUUAGUGAGUCGUGGAACAGUUAGAAGGGUUCAUCACUCUCGCAGCUAUAUAAAUGGCACGUGUGCUAGUGACGUAAAUAUACCGUCAACAUCAGAUGUUGACUGCGUCCACGGUAUUCAAAGGGACCAAGUACUUGAGGAAACGAAGUUUGUAAACAAAGAUAAAAAGGACAAUACUGGUGAACGUACCACAAAGAAAAAACAGAAACACGGGAAAGCAAGCAAAAAAAAAGUGAUUCUAGAACAGCAAGAGGAGUUGGAAGGUCUCUUUGAGCAAGCACGAAAGAUGAAUAUUGAAAAUCUUUCACGCUGGGAACAAAAUGAUCAUUUAUUAUCGGAAGCAGAAAUAGUCGCUCUGAAGCAGUUAAUACGCCAAACUAAGGAAAAGGAACGGAAAGAAAUACGUCUAAGAAAGCAACGAAUGAAAGAAAUAUUAUCGGAAUGGAAAAAACCAAGAGAUGAUGUUCUCUGUGAUGACCUUCGACCUUUGCCUGAUCUGGAGCCUUUUCUGCUUCCAGCUUGGAUGUCUGAUGAUGAUUUUGGACAAUAUUUAUGUAUUUUCGAAUUCUUUCAAAGUUUCUCAGAAUUGCUGCCAGUGAAAGAGGUACGUGGCACUCAUCAAAUCAAGUUUUGUGAGAUCGUUUCAGCUAUCAGAAGUUGCAAUCCUGAACAAGAUAGCAUGUUUGUGCAGUUAAUACACAUUCUUUUGAAAGCUAAAACUGAAAGAGCUGACGAAGAAGAUGGAGAUGAAGUUAACUUAAACAGAAGAGAUGAAAUAUCUCCAGAUGCGAAUGAUAUAGAUCAUAAACUAUACGGUUCAAAAAUACGAGAAGCUACAAUUCUUCACGAAAAUGUUCGACUUACUCAUGGAUUGAGUGCUCGGCAUCUGCCAAUCGAUUGGAUGACUAUAACGGAAGUUCUGAGACUGUCGAUAAUCACAUCCGGAUAUUACACAGGCGCUCCCACUCAUAGGUUUAGACUAUUUUCAAGAGGAGCUAUCCGUUGUUACGAAGAUGAAGGAUUUUUGUUUGCCAACGAAAACCCCCGCAUCAUGAGUAUUUUAGAAAAGAAAUCUGUAUUCGAUUUGCAACCACAUGAACGUUUAGCACUGUUGAAGAUGUUGAUGCACCAAUUACUCAGCUAUCACAAAUUUCGCUCUCUAUGUGAUGAACGAAUUAGUUCAUUACUUGAUGCUCGUAAAGAAUUGAAAAAUCUUCGCAGUUUCGAUUUAGUGCAAGAGAAAGAAGCACGAGAAGCUUCUUUAGUUCGGGAGUAUGAAUUGGAACAAAUCGAGGAGCUUGGUGAAGCAGCAAGAAUAGAUUUCGCGAAGAAAGAAGAACUUUCUAAGGAAACAGUCAUUUUACUUAAUUUUGUCAAGAGCGGAAGCUUCAUAGGAAGGCGAGAUGACAAAUUAAAACAUGUCGAACGGAUACUUAUGAAAGGAGUUUCGUACGUUCAAAUGGAAAUUGAUGAUAUUAAAAAAGUUCGUUCUCUACAAAUGGAACACAUAACUGCAGCAGAAGACGAUCUUUUAGGUCGAGUUGGAUGGCUCUGCCUUGGUCGAGAUCGCGCUUUCCGUACAUUUUGGUAUUUAGAUUCCUUUCCUCUGCUUCUAGUUGAAGAUGCUAAUUCAUCUGAUGAACGAGGUUCUUGCAUUGGACCGACACCGCUGGAUAAAGCAAAAAAAUUUCGUCAGUCGUAUUCAAGUGAUGACGAUGUGCGAAAAGCCCUAUUAGGAUGCACAUCUACUGAUGAGUGCCCAGUUCAUGGAAAAGUUGGUCAUCGUCGUUGGCAGUUAAUUACAUGUAUCGAUGUUUUGGAAAAAAUUGAGUCAUCUUGUAACAGUCGAGGUUUAAGAGAAUCUGAGCUUCUGGAAAAUUUGAAAUUUUUCAGUCCUCUAUUAAAAAAUAUACUUACACGAUGCUCAGAAAAGAUCAUAUCUGGUGAAAUCUAUAAAGACUUAUUUUUGAGUGGCGUUGAUUUCGCUGACAACUUGGUUUCGUUCGAUUGGAAUCGUGAAUUUGUUGAUAUGCUUUUAGAUUUGGAAGAAAAGAUUGAACAAGGUUGUAUUGGUCAUUUAGCUAUAGGUGAAACAUACAGUAGGAAAGAUUGGCGGCAGUCGCUUCUGGAAAAGCACAGUGUUGCGAGUUUUGUUGAUAAAAAUUUUGAAAUAUUUGGUGAAGUAGUAUUAAGUGUGACACAAGUACAGUCGCUAAACGAAUUAGAACAUCUGGCUCUAGCAUUUUUACAAAUUGUACAAGGAAUAAAUAUAAAGUUUCUGCGCCUCCCAUUUGCAACGGCUUCCUCUAAAGAAAGAAAUUGCGUAAAUAUCCCUACGACCACCUUUGACCAGUGGCAAAAAUCGUUGUUAAAAUGUUCUUCAACAUCAGCUCUGUCUCUUCAUUAUGCAACCCUGGAAUCUGCUAUUAUGUGGACAAGAAGCCGCCUUCAGGCAAGAUGUCGGAAAUGCCGAAAAAAGGGUGAGACCGAGAAAUUAUGCAUGUGUACUCGUUGUGAUCGAUGUUACCACAUAGAUUGCGCAAAACCGAAAAUCGAAGAUCCUUGUGGAUGGAUGUGUUCUGAUUGCGAAGAUUUUGAUGAGCAAAGUUCAAGUCAAGCAAGUGAUCACGCCUGUGGCACAUCUACAGAUGAAUGUAUCGAACAAUCAUUUGUUGAGUUCGAGUUACCAAUGGAUGUAUUCAAAACAUCCAGUGGACGCGUUGUUAAAAAGGUAGAAUAUGCGGAUAAUUCUAGUGUGGGAAAACGAGAAUUGCGAAAAAGAAAAGCUGGGACAUAUGCAGAAAGUGAUAGUGAUGAUGACGAUAGUAGCGAAAAAAAAAGUGAAUGCACAUCAGUAACAAUGAGCUUACGUGACUCGAACAGUCGAACUCGAGAUUCGCUUCGUGAUUGUGAAUUGCUAAUUAGUGAAGCGAUGCGGCAACAGAGUUCAUGGCCUUUUCUUAGACCAGUGGAAGCCAGAAUUGUUCCUGACUAUUAUCAAAUUAUCAAAAGGCCGAUGGAUCUACGUACGAUGAUGAACAAACUAAAACAAAAGCUGUAUGAUACUCCAGAUCAGGUUGUAGCUGAUGCACGUUUAAUUAUUGCAAAUUGUCGCAUUUAUAAUGAAGAAGAUUCUGAAAUAUAUGAGGUAUACUGUAUUCCGUUCUUAUGCUUAUAUUUUUACAUUAUAAGACGACUCACUAUGCGUUUUUUUUUGUAGGA